Homo sapiens (human) is the source of this 2256-nucleotide messenger RNA. It is a transcript of the gene BTBD17, whose product is annotated as BTB domain containing 17. Lineage: Eukaryota; Metazoa; Chordata; Mammalia; Primates; Hominidae. Bases 576 to 2015 code for a protein of 479 amino acids. The record is from RefSeq and is a predicted model, not a curated record. The transcript is spliced from 5 exons. Gene Ontology annotation, cellular component: extracellular region.
GUUUCCGCUGGGCUGGAGAGCUCCAACUCUGCCAACCCGGACGAGGCAGGUGCCAGACCCAGUUCUUGCUCUCUCUGCGGCUCCAGAGAGGGGGUGGAGCUGCUGGGUCUCUGUGCCAGCCAGAGGCAGAAAUCAAUGCAUCGAGCUGGCCCCUGGGAUCCAGAGAGCCAGGGAGAGGAAGAUUUAAUUCAUCCCCAACCUAGAGCCCUGCCUCGGAGUCAGAUCCCUUGGGAGUCACCCACUUCGGUUAGCCAAGCUCAAAGGAGUCCCUCCCACGAAGAACUGGGGCAGACCCUGCUGGCUCCCUGCAAAGAAGAGCACUCCUCUGCACUAACCCAACUGAGACUGCAACCUAGCUCCCUGCCUCAGUUUCCUUACAUUGGGAGUGAAACACCAGGUCUGCAGCAUGCCUCCUUAGCCUGGAAAAGGAAAAAUUACAGUGGGAAAUAAGACAGAAGCUGGCCCUUCCUUUGCAGCCGGCUCACCAUGGUGCUCCAGGCACGACGCUGCCAAGUGUGCUCUGUGCCAGGGCCGAGGCCUGGGGUUGGGGGAGGGAACUGGGGACCCUCAGGCCAAUGGCUGCCAGUGGUCCUGGAGCCCCUCGCCUAUUCUGCAGAGAGCCUGAAACUUUCCAGGGAGAGGCACGGCUAGCCCUGCUGGGUGCACAGAGAGCCGAUGUUGGCGGGGAGGCAGCUGGCACCUCCAUCAACCACUCCCAGGCGGUGCUCCAGCGCUUGCAGGAGCUGCUGCGGCAGGGCAACGCCAGCGAUGUGGUUCUGCGGGUGCAGGCUGCGGGCACCGAUGAGGUCCGGGUAUUCCACGCCCACCGCCUGCUGCUGGGACUGCACAGUGAGCUGUUCCUGGAGCUGCUAAGUAACCAGAGCGAGGCGGUGCUGCAGGAGCCACAGGACUGCGCCGCUGUCUUCGACAAGUUCAUCAGGUACCUGUACUGCGGGGAGCUGACCGUGCUGCUGACCCAGGCCAUCCCCCUGCACAGACUGGCCACCAAGUACGGCGUGUCCUCCCUGCAGCGCGGCGUGGCCGACUACAUGCGCGCGCACCUGGCGGGAGGCGCGGGCCCGGCGGUGGGCUGGUACCACUACGCGGUGGGCACCGGGGACGAGGCCCUGCGCGAGAGCUGCCUGCAGUUCCUGGCCUGGAACCUGUCGGCCGUGGCGGCCAGCACCGAGUGGGGCGCCGUGAGCCCCGAGCUGCUCUGGCAGCUCCUGCAACGCUCGGACCUGGUGCUGCAGGAUGAACUGGAGCUGUUCCACGCGCUGGAGGCCUGGCUGGGUCGCGCGCGGCCGCCCCCUGCCGUGGCCGAGCGGGCGCUGCGCGCCAUACGCUACCCCAUGAUCCCACCGGCACAGCUGUUCCAGCUGCAGGCGCGCUCGGCAGCCCUGGCGCGCCACGGCCCCGCGGUGGCCGACCUCCUGCUGCAGGCCUACCAGUUCCACGCCGCGUCGCCGCUGCACUACGCCAAGUUCUUCGACGUCAACGGCAGCGCCUUCCUGCCCCGCAACUACCUCGCGCCCGCCUGGGGCGCCCCGUGGGUCAUCAACAACCCGGCCCGCGACGACCGCAGCACCAGCUUCCAGACGCAGCUGGGCCCGAGUGGCCACGACGCGGGCCGCCGGGUCACCUGGAACGUGCUCUUCUCGCCGCGCUGGCUGCCCGUCAGCCUGCGGCCCGUUUACGCGGACGCCGCGGGCACUGCUCUGCCCGCCGCGCGCCCGGAGGACGGCCGACCGCGGCUGGUGGUGACGCCGGCCAGCAGCGGCGGCGACGCGGCGGGCGUGAGCUUCCAGAAGACGGUGCUGGUGGGGGCGCGCCAGCAGGGCCGCCUGCUGGUCCGCCACGCCUACAGCUUCCACCAGAGCAGCGAGGAGGCCGGCGACUUCCUGGCGCACGCCGACCUGCAGCGGCGCAACUCCGAGUACCUGGUUGAGAACGCCCUGCACCUGCACCUCAUCGUCAAGCCCGUAUACCACACCCUUAUCCGGACCCCCAAGUAGCCUCGGGGUCUGGGAAUAAAGGCCUGGCCUAGGUGGUCCCUGUGGGUCUGGGAAGGGCAAGGCGAGCCUGGAGGUGGCAACAAGCCUGGUCCCCUGGAUGGCCAGGCGCCGGCCACCCUAGGGCUGGGGUGGAGUCCAGGUGAGGCGUGGUAGACAAGAUGCCUGGUUUCAAGAGCUGAUUUCACAGCUGACUUGAAGGAACGUUCUUGGUCCUGAAUAAACCGAUGCUCAGAGUGGUAAA